Messenger RNA from Lepisosteus oculatus (spotted gar), 1888 nucleotides. RefSeq names its product potassium intermediate/small conductance calcium-activated channel, subfamily N, member 4 (gene kcnn4). Gene Ontology annotation, cellular component: neuronal cell body; neuron projection; plasma membrane. The record is from RefSeq and is a predicted model, not a curated record. Gene Ontology annotation, biological process: potassium ion transmembrane transport. Gene Ontology annotation, molecular function: calmodulin binding; intermediate conductance calcium-activated potassium channel activity; small conductance calcium-activated potassium channel activity. Lineage: Eukaryota; Metazoa; Chordata; Actinopteri; Semionotiformes; Lepisosteidae.
GUAACAGGACUGGACCUGAACCACUGGACCGGCUGUCCUGGUGUAACAGGACUGGACCUGAACCACUGGACUGGCUGUCCUGGUGUGAUAGGACUGGUUCUGAACCUAGCAGGGAAUGAAGUGAUGAAGUGGUGGUUCAAUGUCUCUCUUCUCCUCCACACUGGGCUGUGGCCUUAAUCCCACUUCACCUCCAAGGACCAGUGAGUCAGCAUAUCCUUCCUUCCAGGAUUAUCCCGUUUCUACCAGCCCUUGGUUCCUGAAAUUCCCUGAUCGGCACAGUGGAACGGAUGAGCUCCUCCAGGAAUGACUUCCAGAAAUCUUUUCUGCCGGGGAGCCUGGGUCAGUGUCUGCAGCCAGAACUCCGUCUACUCCUUCUCCGUCAAGGCGAUGAUCAGCCUGUCCACAGGCUGCCUGCUCAUCCUCGUCGUGGCCUUCCACUACAAGGAUGUCCGGCUCUUCAUGAUUGACCACAACCUGGAAGACUGGCGCAUCGCCAUGACGACCCAGCGGGUGCUGGUCAUCGCCCUGGAGCUGGCCGUCUGCGCCGUGCACCCCCUGCCGGGGGCUCUGGGCGUGGGCUCGGGGGGCGGGGGGGCGGUGGGGCUGGAGGAGGGGAACUUCUCGUCGGCCCCGCUGUGCUCGGCGAGUGGCCCCCAGGACGCGCUGCUGGACCUGGAGCUGCUGCUGUCCUGCCUCAUGUUCCUGCGGCUCUACCUGGUGCACCGCGCCAUCCUGCUGCACAGCAAGGUGCUCCUGAGCGCCUCCUACAGGAGCAUCGGCUCCCUCAACAACAUCAACUUCACCUUCCGCUUCGUGCUGAAGGUGCUGAUGAACACCUACCCCGCCCGCACCCUGCUCUUCUUCAUCCUCUUCCUCUGGCUCUCCGCCUCCUGGCUGCUCACGCUGUGCGAGAGGCAGAUCCGCGAGGAAACGGGCAGGAUGGACAACGCUCUCUGGCUCGUCGCCAUCACCUUCCUCACCGUGGGUUACGGGGACCUGUCCCCAAAGACGACCUGCGGCCGGGCGGUGUGCCUCUUCACGGGCGUCAUGGGCGUGGGCUGCACAGCCAUGCUGGUGGCAGUGCUGACGAAGAAACUGUCUCUGAACAAAGGGGAGAAACACGUCCAUCAGUUCAUGCUGGACAUCCAGGUCUCCAAGGAGAUCCAGGUGGCGGCGGCGAACGUGCUGAGGGAGUGCUGGCUGCUGCACCGGAGCAACCGCAGCAAGAGGCAGGGCCUGGAGAACCGGCAGCGGCAGAGACACCUGCUGGAGGCCAUCCGCAUAUUCCGGUACGUGAGGCUCCGGCAGCGAAAACUGCGGGAUCAUGCCAAUGAGAUGGUGGACCUGUCCAAGCUGCAGGUGAUCAUGUGUGACCUGAACGCCAACUGGAACAAAUCCUACCGCGACCUGGAGCAGCGCAUCAUCGCCAUGGAGAGGAAGAUGGACGAGCUGGGCCAGGCCUUCCAGCACACCUCCUCCCUGCUGGCCCAAGCCGUCCAGCACAGGACCUCCAGCAACAGCUUCAAGUAGCAGACCCAGCGGGUGUCCCGUCCUCCUGGAGAGCUUCCAAAGUUCAGAAUCUUCUUCUCUCAAAGCUGCACGUUGACCUCCUCACCUGUAGGGGGCAUCUUUCUUCUUCCUGAAGCAUCAUGUGACAUAUCAUAGCGCAGGAGAAAACUUCUGGAUGCAAAAAAAGUGGGGAUAAAAAUAUUUUUUAAAACUUUAUCAAUCAGAAUGUACGCUGGAUUUGAGUGCCUAAGUAUUUGUCAUUUUAACUUUUUUGUUUAUUUAAAUUAAUUUUAAAGUCAGGUUAAAUGCACAUGUUCACCUCUUAAAGUCAAUACAAAUUUAAUUGCAAGGAGGUGUGGGGGUUCAGGUCCAGUCCUGU